This is a messenger RNA of Oryzias melastigma (Indian medaka), 4357 nucleotides long. It is a transcript of the gene osbpl5, whose product is annotated as oxysterol binding protein-like 5. Gene Ontology annotation, molecular function: sterol binding. Gene Ontology annotation, biological process: phospholipid transport. Gene Ontology annotation, cellular component: intracellular membrane-bounded organelle; membrane; cytosol. The transcript has 23 exons. The record is from RefSeq and is a predicted model, not a curated record. Bases 360 to 2942 code for a protein of 860 amino acids. NCBI's taxonomy places the organism in Eukaryota, Metazoa, Chordata, Actinopteri, Beloniformes, Adrianichthyidae.
UACCGCGUGCGGCCACAGGGGUCGCCAGAACUGCGCGGAGCCGCAGCAGGAGGCUCCGGUCCCGCCGCGCUCUCCAUGUUGAAACGGAGCAGCUCCUCUCUCCUCGGGCAGACUCCCGUCGUUGCUCUCAGCCAAACCGCCUCCGCCGGCGGGGAGCCAUGACCCCGGACUCUGACGGAGGCUGUGACCGUGGAUGAGCGCCUCCCGGACCACAGGAACCGGCCCGUCGGACCUCGUCUACCAGACCCUCCGGAUCACAUGACCAGAGUUUUUACAGCUGCCGGCUUCUGAUGGACCAAUCAGGAGGAGCUGUGCUGAAGAGGACCUGAGCUUCUCCAUGCAGAGGACAAGCCAUCAGGAUGAAGGAGGAGAAUCUGUUCCAUCGGAGGCUUUCUUUGUGCCCCAAUGCCACCUCGCCGCCCAAACUUGACCCGCGGACCCUGACCCGAAACCUGUCUUAUGGAGGAGACAACGACCUGUCCAGCAUCAGCCCAGGCAGUGAGACAGACAGGAACGGCCUCACCAUGCUGACUAAUGAACUUAGUCCUGCCCAAUCACCUGGCAGCAAGUCUGAGUCCAGGAUGUUUAAUGGCGUUGAGAAGGAGUGCCCCUCCCCCACAGAGAAACUGGCCCGAAAGGAAUCUCUGAAGGUCCAAAAGCAGAAUUACAGGCAGGAGAAGAAGCGGGCAGCUAAAGAGCUUUCCACCGCUCUGAAGGACCCCAGCGUUGUCAUCAUGUCCAACUGGUUAAAGAUCCGGGGUUCUCUGAAGAGCUGGACCAAGCUGUGGUGCGCCCUGAAGCCUGGAGUCCUUUUGAUCUACAAGACCCCCAAAGCGGAGCACUGGGUGGGCAGCGUUCUCCUCAGCGCAUGUAAGCUGAUCGAGAGACCGUCCAAGAAGGAUGGGUUCUGCUUCAAGCUCUACCACCCUCUGGAAAAAUCCAUCUGGGCUGUGAAGGGUCCCAAAGGAGAGAACGUGGGCUCCAUCACGCAGCCUCUGCCCAGCAGCUACCUGAUCUUCAGAGCUAUAUCUGAGUCAGACGGCCGGUGUUGGAUGGACGCUCUGGAGCUGGCUCUGAACUGCUCCAGCUUCUACAAGCUGACGGCCAAAGCUGCCAGAGAAGGAGACGUCAGUCUGACCCCCGAGUCCUCGCAUUUCCUGCAGCUGCUGCAGUCGUCGCCGCUGUCGGAGACAGAGCUGCUCCAGCUGAACGACAGCGGACACCACAUGGAGAACGACGGCUUUUCCGACAAAUCUGAACUGCACGACGACUGGGACACCACCGCCAACGAAAACGGCGGCCGGCUGACGGAGGAGAGCGACAUGGAGCAGUCGGAGGAGGCGCCUCCUGCUCCACCUUCUACAGCCUACGUGGAGCAGAGCACAGAGGAGAUGGCAGAGGCUGGGGAGGCGUCCCAGGUGGAGACGGUGUCUGAGGAGAACAAAGGUCUGAUCUGGACUCUGCUGAAGCAGCUGCGGCCGGGCAUGGACCUGUCCAAGGUGGUGCUGCCCACCUUCAUCCUGGAGCCGCGCUCCUUCCUGGACAAGCUGUCGGACUACUAUUACCACGCCGACCUGCUCUCACAAGCUGCUGUGGAGGAGAGCGCCUAUGGUCGGAUCAAGCAGGUGCUGAGAUGGUACCUGUCAGGGUUCUACAAGAAGCCCAAGGGUCUGAAGAAGCCUUACAACCCCAUACUGGGGGAGACGUUCCGCUGCUGCUGGCUCCACCCCCACACGGACAGCUGCACCUUCUACAUCGCCGAGCAGGUGUCCCACCACCCCCCCAUCUCUGCCUUCUACGUGUGCAACAGGAAGGACGGCUUCUCCAUCAGCGGGAGCAUCCUGGCCAAAUCCAAGUUCUACGGUAACUCUCUGUCGGCGGUUCUGGACGGUCGAGCCAGGCUGCUGUUCCUGAGCAGGGAGGAGGAGUACGUCAUCACCAUGCCCUACGCCCACUGCAAAGGAAUCCUGUACGGCACCAUGACCCUGGAGCUGGGGGGCAAAGUCACCAUCGAGUGCGAGAAAACCAGAUGUUCCUCAGAGCUGGAGUUCAAGCUGAAGCCAUUCCUCGGAGGUUCCAGCGCCGUCAAUCAGAUCAGCGGGAAGAUUCUUGCAGGAGACGAGCUCCUGGCCACGGUGGACGGACACUGGGACGGCGAGGUCUUCAUCAGUGAGAAGUGCUCCGGCCAGCAGGAGAUGCUGUGGAGUCCAAGUCCAGAAAUCCGCAGCAGGCGCCUGAAGAGACGCGUGGUCCAGAUGAGCGAGCAGGAGGAGUUUGAGUCUGAAAGGCUGUGGCAGCACGUGACCCGGGCUAUCCUGGACCGGGACCAGCUGCGGGCUACUCAGGAGAAGUUUGUCUUGGAAGAUGCUCAGCGAAAGGAAGCCAGAGAGCGAGGAGACAAAGCCUGGGCCCCACGGUUCUUCCAGCAGGAUCCGGUCACCUCAGAGUGGAUCUACAAGCACUCAGAAACCCGGCCCUGGGACCCUGAGCUCUGCUUGCUGCAGUUCGAGAAGGAUGGCGUCAUUCAGACGCAGCCAAGAAGCCAACACGCCGGCCUGUCCUACAGCCACAGCUGGACCAGCCGGCACAAGGUGGCGCUGAACGGGAAGCACAGGAAGUCCAGCAGCCAGCCGUCCAGCUGCAGCCAGAACACGGAGAGCAGCAGCAGCACGCCGGAGCCAACCCACGAGUCCUCUGACAACGAGGAUUUUUCGCAGCAGUGCGUUCGCUGCAUCAAAGAGCAGAAGGACUUUACUCAGAUAGAAGCUUCCAUCUCCUCCAUACACAAGACGCAGCAGGACAUCCAGAGGAACCUGGUGGCGCUGAGUCAGCAGCUGUCCCGUGAGAGGGCGAGCGACCACGGCGCCCUAACGGGUCGUCACUGCCUCGUCCUCUGCCUUCUGCUCCUCUCACAGCUCCUCCUCAACUACGUCUUCACCUGAGCUGACUCCUCUGGGAGGAGCCCCCCCCAGGACUGGAUUCAACCCCCCCCAACAAAAAAAGCACAGAAUCAGCAGAAGAGGGGGGCCAAGAGCAAGAGUGGGGGAGGACGGCUUGUUCCUGUAGAUUCUUCUGGGGGGGGGGGCAGGAGGAAGAACUUCAUAGCAAUAAACAGCCUGUCGGUCAUCUACAGAGGAACGGCUCCCCCUAGUGUAGCCAGACUGAAACAGCACCUCUGCACUUUGGACCGGAGGAGGAAUGAGGAGGAGAAGAGGAGUUUAUACAACCAGAAAGAGAGCGAGGAGGCGCGCCGCUCUGUCCGCUCUUUUUAUACCGCCUGCAAUACUGUUCAUGUGUGUGUUUACAGCGCUGGCAGACCUCCUGCUCCUCCCCCGUUCCCCUCCUGUUCUCCCCUGCUCCUUCCAUUUCUCACUGAUCCUCUCCUGCUCCUCCUGUUCUCCCCUGCUCCUUCCAUUCCUCCCCUUCCUCUCCUAUUCCUUACCUGUUCUUCUCCUCCUCCUCUCCUGUUCCUACCCUGCUCCUCCUGUUUUUCUCCAUUCUUCUCCUGCUCCUCCUAUUCUCCCUUGCUCCUCCCGAUCCUCUCCUCCUCUGCUCCUCCCAUUUCUCUCCUGCUCGUCAACCAUUCCUCCCAUUCCUCUUCUCCUCCUCUCUUGUUCCUUUCCUCUCCCGUUCCUCCCCUGCUCCUCUUCCACUCCAGAUUCUGGGCCUUAAUGCUGAAGCCAAAAGGGAGGAGGAGCAAACUGACCUUCCAGCAGAUCAUCCUGUUCUUCAUGGACGUCUGAUUUCUGUCGGCGCCGUUUGACCAAAACAGUAUUUGACUGAAGGAGGCGCGGCCCUUUUUGGGGAGCAGGGAGCCACGCCGUCUUUGUGUUUGUGUGCCCCGCGCCCCCCAAUCACCUCAGUGCAUUUCACCAGAAGCAAAAGGAGGAGGAGCCUACAGAGAGCGCCAUCAGAGGAGGCUGUGUCAAUGUCAGUGUGUGUUUCUGUCAUCGGGGGCGGAGUCAUUUCAGAAUGUAUUUAUUGUGUGAAUGGCUCGGUCUGAGUCAGCAUGGAGGACGCUCAGGUGCCAUCACUCCUGUGUGUGUGUGUGCGUGUGUGUACUGCGGCACAUUUUUGUGGGGUAACCAUGACAAUCACGGGGACACUGUCAGACGUUUCACUGAAUCAGAAGUCACGGCUUUCACGCGGCGUGCCAGCUCAGCUCCUGAGCGGGGAGGACGCCUCCACCGGCGCCUGGAACCACACCUUCCUCUGUGAUUGUCUUUUUCUACUUUGCUGCCUUGGGGGGUGGGGUGGGGGGGGGGGGUUUCUGCGUGCCACAAGUUUUUGUCAUGAAAGGUUAGAACACUCACACCUGUUAGAAGCUGAAGUUCUACAGUAAAAGGUUUGAACCCGA